Molecule: messenger RNA, 1636 nt
Organism: Arachis ipaensis
Lineage: Eukaryota; Viridiplantae; Streptophyta; Magnoliopsida; Fabales; Fabaceae
Source: RefSeq, a predicted model, not a curated record
CGCAUUCACCUCCCGCUUCCGAAAUUCAGAAACGCAAUUCCUCCAAAUUCCCUUGUUCAACCCUCGUUCUACCCCAAAUUCAUACCAUUCUUCGCUGCUGUCGUCGCUCCGUCACGGUUGCGCCGCCGUCACUCCUCCUGCUCACGCCGCCGUCGCGCUCUGUUGCUGCCGUGCAGCUGUCGCUCCUCACAUUCGCGCCACCGUCGCUUCUCGUGCUUGCGCUGCUGCCAUGCCGCCGUCGCUCCUUCUCUCUGUUGCCGCCGUUGCUCCUCCUUCUCCGCUCUCUCUUACGCGUCUUCUCUCUCAAUCGAGCUCACAAAAAUUAGAUUAAAUAUUCUCCAGCUUGAUGCUUAUUUGGACUGCUGUCUAAUUCUUGCAGGUGAUUAACUUAAGAGGAGCUGAACAGAUGUAAGCUACUAUUCGAACUUUGAACUCUAUAUUGAAGUGUUGCUAAUCUUGGUGGUGUUCAUGCUUUUUGAUGUUUUUUAGUUUCAUUUAAGCCAAAUAUUUUAAUUAGAGUUCUAUUCAUGCUUGCUGGAGUGAUGGUUCUCCAACUCAUAUCGUUUCCACCAUCUCUGAUGACAGAGGUGAGGAGCCGUGCUAUGCUGGUGUUCCCAUGUCUUCCAUUAUCGAACAAGGUUUUGGUGUGGGUGAUGUUAUCUGUCUUUUGUGGUUCAAAUGCAACCUUCCUCGCUAUUGCACUCAAUUUAUUGAGAUAUGCAUCAUUCUAUGUGCCAACCAUGGUCCUUGUGUUUCUGGUGUUCACAAUGCCAUAGUGACAGCAAGUGCUAGGAAGGACCUUGUCUCUUGUCUUGUACAGGUAUUACAGUGUUCAGUCUCUUUACUGCUGAGGAGUGCUGUUGAUGAUGCUGCUCGCUACUUCAAGGAUGCUUGUGACAGGAGUCUUACACCUUAUGAGUUUGUAGAAAGUAUGAAGAAGAAAGGCAUUCGUGUGCCAGGAAUAGGGCACAGCAUAUACAUUUGAAGCAGCUUUCUUAAAAGAUUCCCUCUCUCUCUGGUGCUGCAAAGUUAGGGUUUCCUAUGACCAGGUACACUACCCUUUUCAUUUCUUCAAUUAUUGCUUGCUGUAAUUUCAGCUCAGGUAUUAGCAAUUGCCAACUUCUGCUUAUUCUUCAUGUGUUGAUUGCUUGCUUGAUUUCUUGUUAGCUAGUUUUAAGUUUGUUGGAAUUUGAAAUUCGGUUACUGAUUAAGCAUUUUGUUACUAGCUGAUUCUGUUUUCUGGUUUAGCUUCUUGGAGCUUAGUUAGUUUUCUGCUUCUUUGUGAAGUAUGAGGAAUCAUCAAUAUUAAAAGAAUAUUCAGUUUUCUGCUACCGAACUCAAGAUUCUGAUAUACUCUUUUGCAAUAUUUGAUAUUUCUAUGCAGCAUUUCACAGUGGGAACUGUAGUGGUGUGGGUCAAUAGAGUUCUCAAAGGGAGGAUGAUUCUGACGAUUUUGAUGACUUAGAUAAUUAUUUAGACGAGUAUGAGUAGGUUAUUUAAUUACUUUACUUUGAAUAUUUUAUAUUAUUAGUAGAUUGCAAUUUAAACGAAUAUAAGUCUAAGUCUAGUUAUUUAUCUUGUCUUGAGUCUUUAUGUUAGAGGGUUAUUUAUUAUUUUGAUAAGUUUGUAAACUCAU